Molecule: messenger RNA, 3449 nt
Organism: Cornus florida
Lineage: Eukaryota; Viridiplantae; Streptophyta; Magnoliopsida; Cornales; Cornaceae
Product: receptor-like protein EIX2
Exons: 2
Coding region: 77-3157 (1026 amino acids)
Molecular function (GO): protein binding
Source: RefSeq, a predicted model, not a curated record
AUGUCUGAGUUUUCUUUUACAUAUAUGAUCAACGAAUUUGAUAUCAUAAAUUUGUAAUCAGAUAGAAUUGAAGAAGAUGAUGAUGAUGAUGAUGAGUAGCCGCAUAGCGCUUGUCACGCUUUGGCUGCUAUCAUUCUCAACUGCCUUAUUAUUAUUAUGUGAUGGUACUUCACAUGUAGUUUGCAGUGAAAAAGAAAAAACAGCUCUUCUCAAUUUCAAACAAUGUAUCAGUUGGGAUCCUUCCAACAGGCUAUCCUCAUGGUCCGGACUCCAACAAGAUUGUUGUACUUGGACUGGAGUCCGCUGCAACAAUGUUACUGGUCGAGUCAUCCAGCUUCACCUCUCCAAUCCAUACAAUCACUUUGAUGAUUAUGAAUCUUAUGAAACGCAAUUGUUGGGUGGGAAGAUUAGUUCCUCUUUGGUGGAAUUAGAAUCUCUGAUUUACUUGGACUUGAGUAUGAACAAUUUCAGUGGUUCUACUAUUCCAAGUUUCUUUGGUUGUAUGCCGAGUUUGAGAUAUCUCAACCUCUCUUAUGCUUAUUUUGAGGGAUUGAUUCCUCAUCAACUUGGGAAUCUCUCUGGGCUUCGUGUUCUUGAUCUAAUUUCUUAUUAUGAUCAACUUUAUGUUGAUGACCUUAGUUGGACUGCUGGUCUUCAUUCCUUGGAAUACAUUGACAUGAGUUCGAUUGACCUUGGCAAGGCGGUUGAUUGGCAUAGACAACUGAGCAACCUUCCUUCCCUUUCAGAACUACGUUUGUCCAACUGCAAUCUCCAAGGGCCGAUUUCUCAUCAGCUUGCCAAUCUAUCGAGCCUUCGUCAUCUCGAUCUAGGAUUUAAUUUUGUACUUUAUGCUGAUGAUCUUAGUUGGAUUGAAAGCCUUCAUUCCUUGGAAUACCUUCACAUGAGCGGUGCUGACCUUCACAAGGCAGUCGAUUGGCUUCAAUCGGUGAGCAUGCUUCCUUACCUUUCAGAGCUGUAUUUGCCCUUCUGCCAACUUGAGAAAAUGAUUCCACCUCUUUCUUAUGUUAACUUUACAUCUCUUAAAUUCAUUGAACUUCGUAAGAACAAUUUCAAUUGCAAGAUACCAGAUUUGUUGUUUAAUUUCACUAGUAACCUUCAGUCUCUUUACCUAUCCCGCAAUUCCCUAUAUGGUCAAAUACCUAGCAUCAUUUCAAAACUUCGCCUGUUGAGAGAGUUAGACUUGGGAGACAAUCAUCUAAUUACAGGGGAAAUCCCAGACGGGCUUGGGCAAUUGAAACAUCUUGAAUAUUUGUCACUUACGGGGAACUCAUUGUAUGGUCCCAUUCCAGCAUCUAUUGGAAACUUAUCGUCCUUGAGAUUAUUAGAUCUUUCUGAUAAUAAAUUGAGUGACACUUUUCCAAAAAGUAUGGGGUUCCUCUCAAAUCUUGAGAAAUUAUUGGUAGGUCAUAAUUCCUUAGGAGGCAUUGUUUCCGAAGUGAAUUUUGCCAAACUCUCAAAAUUGAAGUAUUUGUAUAUGUCUUCAAACUCUCUUUUCUUCAACGUGAACUCUAAUUGGGUUCCUCCCUUUCAACUUGAGAUGCUUAGUAUGAGCUCCUGCAAAAUGGGUCCAAGUUUUCCUUCAUGGCUACAAACACAAGUAUCUUUGUACUUAUUAGACAUUUCCCAAUCGGGAAUUUCAGGUGCAGCUCCAGAAUGGUUGUGGAAGUGGGUGUCAGGUAUUGAUUCUAUCAAUCUCUCCAACAACCAGAUAAAUGGAGACAUAUCGAACGUGUUCCUAAACUAUAGUUUUGUUGAUAUUAGUUCUAAUCGUUUCGAGGGUUCAUUACCACGUUUGUCUCCAAAUGUUAGAUAUUUGAACCUUGCAAACAAUUCUUUCUUUGGACCCAUUUCCUCAUUCUUGUGCCAAGAGAUGAAUGGAGAAAGUAUGUUGGAGGUUCUGGAUGUAUCAAAUAAUAUAUUAUUAGGUGAACUUUCUCAUUGCUUGAUGCAUUGGCAACAUCUGACCCAUGUGAACGUGGGAAGGAACCACCUGUCUGGUAAAAUUCCAAACUCAUUGGGUUCGCUGAGGUUUCUCGAAUCUUUGCAAUUGCAUGAUAACAAUUUCUUUGGAGAAAUACCUUUAUCAUUGCGAAACUACACCUAUUUGAGCCUCAUUAAUUUAGCUGGAAAUGAAUUUACCGGACUCAUUCCGAGUUGGAUUGGAGAAAUUUUAUACUUGCAGGCUCUCAGCUUAAGAUCCAAUAAAUUUAUCGGCAAUAUACCGUCACAAAUAUGCCAACUUUCUGAGCUUAAAAUCCUUGAUCUUGGGAAUAAUAACCUAUCCGGACCGAUACCAAAAUGUUUGAAGAAUAUCACUGUGCUGACUAUCACAAAUUCUUCAUAUCAUUACAGAUUUGAAAUUGGAGAAAGUUUUAAUAAUAAUAUUCCAACUGAAUUUUAUUACUACAUAUUUGCUAGAUAUGGAGUAAGUUUGAAUAAUUUUCCACUUGGAGUAUACUACAAAGAUAUUCUCUCAUUGGUGACAAAAGGGAGAGAAUCAGAGUACAAGGAAAUCCUUGGACUUGUUACGAGCAUAGAUCUCUCACAUAAUAAUUUAUCUGGUUCAAUUCCAGAUGAUUUUUCUAGUCUUGAUGCAUUGCGAUUUUUAAACUUGUCUCAUAAUAAAAUUACGGGAAAGAUACCGGAGAACAUUGGGGGCAUGAAACUGUUAGAAUCCCUUGAUAUCUCGAGAAACUAUAUUUUGGGUGAAAUUCCUCAAAGCAUGUCUAAUUUGACAUUUCUGAGUUACUUGAACUUGUCAUACAACUUCUUAAAUGGAAGAAUUCCUACGGGCACCCAACUUCAGAGUUUUGAUGCAACUAGCUACAUUGGCAAUGCUAAACUUUGUGGAGCCCCUCUCAACAACAAUUGCACAAGAAGAGAAGAAUCUCAAGGUGGAGGUGUGACGUCAAUGGAGGAAGAGGAAGAAGAGCAUGAAAUGGUUUGGUUUUAUAUUGGUAUGGGUCCAGGAUUUGUGGUUGGAUUUUGGAUUGUUUGUGGUACUCUUCUCCUCAAAAGGACAUGGAGGCAUGCUUAUUUUCAGCUUCUUGAUGAUAUGAAAGACCGGAUCUAUGUGGCUAUAUUGAUAAAGGUGAAUUGGUUCCGCAACAAGUUCAAGAGAUCUAAUGAAACAUGAAGAACAUCAUCAUCUUCUACAAGAUUGCUGAUACAAUGAAUAAUUCCCUGCUGGACGUUUUGGAUCAACCGGGAGCUAGAUUUUGAAUGUGGUUGUGGAUCUGUUGUUGGUGUGAUAAUUUGGUUGCUUUGUUGGUUUGUUUGUCUUUCUUCUUUUCUUGACAGCAGGCUUUUUUUCUUCUAAUAAGUGGUUUUCUUUUAUGGUAAUGUAAUGAGGAGGGUAUGCCUUCCUAUCCAAUUGUAUUGUGUGGCCUGGUUGUGUUAUAAAAUCUGGUUUGCUUAGGAAAAACAAA